ACUCCGAUGUCUGCGUCGCGCCAGGGCGAUAAACAGCAAAUUGAACGCCUCCAAUUGAUAAUUGCUGAAAUUGUCAAGGAUGAGGAAAACAAAUAUUGUGCUGAUUGUGAUGCCAAGGGGCCUCGCUGGGCUUCGUGGAACCUAGGAGUCCUUUUGUGUAUCCGGUGCGCUGGAAUACACCGGGGCUUAGGUGUCCAUAUUUCUAAGGUGAAGUCUCUCAAUCUUGAUUCUUGGGAUAUUCACCAGGUUGCUAUGCUGAAAGAUGUUGGUAACCGGCGUGCCCGGCAAAUAUACGAAGCUAAUCUUCCUGAGUUUUUCCGUCGACCACAGACAGAUUCGGCUCUUGAGCAAUUCAUUCGAGCCAAGUAUGAACAAAGGAGAUAUGUUGCGUCUGAUUUCUCCCCUCCAAAACCUGAUGUCGAAUCUUUGAAAAAGGAACUCCUUCGCCUUGAACAGCAAAGUAAAAAGAGGGCAACUACUUCUAGGUUUGUGAACUUGCCCCUCCAGAAUGGUGAAGCUCUGAAACCCCAAGGUCGAACGCUCAAGUCCAUCGCGAAACCUGAUGGCAAUGAUGCCAGCGGGACAGCCGAUAUUCUCGGACUUUCUUCCUCUGCGAAGAACCAGGCUGACGGUGACGAUCUCUCUGCUUUAAAAGCCCCACAAAAUCCACCCGGAACCCCUCAACAGACCGCCAAGCCUGCGGCACCUGAACAUAACUCCUUCAGUGCCGAUCUCCUGGGAAUCAAUUUCGGUGAGGUGGUCCAGCCCUCCGGCGCUGCAACCGUUGACCCCGCGGCCUCCCUCGCAGGUGACUCGUCCCCGGGCGGCGGUGGCGGUGGUAGUGAGCAGCGCUCAACCAAGGAGUCAAUACUCGCCCUCUACGCGCUCUCCAAACCUCCGAUUUCUCAAGUCGGUGCCAGUGGAAGCGGACUAUUCCAACCGACACCUAAUCAACCCAAUGGUGGGUUUUUCUGGGUUUAA
Mesocestoides corti is the source of this 981-nucleotide messenger RNA. NCBI's taxonomy places the organism in Eukaryota, Metazoa, Platyhelminthes, Cestoda, Cyclophyllidea, Mesocestoididae. The record is from the annotation of a GenBank genome assembly.